Molecule: messenger RNA, 5276 nt
Organism: Drosophila ficusphila
Lineage: Eukaryota; Metazoa; Arthropoda; Insecta; Diptera; Drosophilidae
Product: atrial natriuretic peptide receptor 1-like
Exons: 9
Coding region: 467-4798 (1443 amino acids)
Biological process (GO): protein phosphorylation; receptor guanylyl cyclase signaling pathway; cGMP biosynthetic process
Cellular component (GO): membrane
Molecular function (GO): guanylate cyclase activity; protein kinase activity; ATP binding
Source: RefSeq, a predicted model, not a curated record
UGUGCGAAGCGCUCAGAAAACUGCGCACGGAACGCACCGACACAAUUCGAUUCGACGGGGAAAAUUCUCACAAGACGCGCGUUUUCCAAACUCGCAAAUACUCAGUUUUUCUAGAGUGCGACGCCUUUCGGUUUCGGUUUUUUCGAGUGCAUAAUUAUUUUACUCUGUAUACUCAAUGAUAUUGACUUGUCAAUAGCAGCUGUAGAAACAACAAAAACACGAAAAACGCGAUAAGAUAAAAAGCGCAUAAUUAAAAGUAUUUUUUGCUGCAAAAUGAAUUAAAGGAGAUCGUCGUGUUAAGAACGUUGUAAAAAAACACAACACAAUCGCAUAAAUAAUGCGAUCAAAAUCGGUGACACAGAACAACAACAACAACAACAACCAAAACAACAACGCCUGACAAACACGAAAGUGAAUAAAAUCCGAGUAAAUUGCAAUCGCGAGGGGAGACUCUCCUCCGUCCGAGAUGCCCAGAGUUGGCCAAGGACUGAGCCUGCUCCUGAUCCUGUGCCUGCUGCAGGGACUCCUCUUUCCGAGCUCCGCCUGGUUCUACGAUGCCGAAUCCGUUGGUGGAGUGGCCACCAUGGGAGUGGGUUCCGAUGAGCACAGCUUCAAGACCCCGGAGACCAAGACCUCGCACAAAUCCCAAAGCACCGAGUUGGUUCAGCACUUUCCCAGCCUUCCCACAUCCGAUGGAUACAUAGGCGCCAGGAGACAACUGGUUUUUGUGGCUUUGCUUCCUUCGGUGGAAUCAGACAACAAGAACGACUGCAUCAUGCCGAAGGUGCUGCCCGUUUUGGAGCUGGGCAUCCGACAUAUCCAGCGGUUGGGAUUCGUGGGCGGCAGCCACUUCGACAUCCAGCUGAUUUCCCGGGACACCUUCUGCUCCUCCAAGUACGGACCCAUUGGAUUUUUCGAGAUCUACACCCAAUGGCCGGAGGUCAAUGCGGUUUUUGGUCUUCCCUGCGAAUAUGUAUUGGCUCCCAUAUCGCGUUAUGCUGAUGUUUGGCAGGUUCCUGUUCUCACCACCGGUGGAAAUGCCAAGGAAUUCAAUAAGAAGUCCGAGAGUUACUCCACUCUGACAAGAUUAAAGGGAGCCCAGGUGAAUAACCUUGGCAAUGUGGUGCGAGCAAUCCUCAAUAGCUUCAAUUGGACGCGAACCGCACUGAUCUACCAGAACGAGAAUGCCAAGGUCAAGGGCAACUCGGUGUGCUUCCUCUGUCUGGCCGCCAUCCACGACACCAUCGAGGAGCACUCCGUUUACCAACUGGGUUUCGACACCUCCACUUGGACGAAGGCGGACAUCACGCGGAUGCUCAAGAACGUCGCCAUGCAGACGAGAAUUGUCAUAAUGUGCGCCGAUCCGCAGUCGAUACGUCAAAUUAUGCUGACAGCCGAGGAGUUGAAUAUGAUCGAUAGCGGCGAAUAUGUUUUCAUCAAUAUUGAAUUAUUUUCGCGGGUUCAAUAUCUGACGUCUCAGCCGUGGUACGAUAAGAACGAUACGGACCUAAACAAUGAGAGGGCCCAGAAGGCCUAUACAGCCAUGCUGACCGUAACUCCAAAGCAGCCGAAUGACAAUGAAUACACAAGGGUCUCCAAUGAGAUCAAAGCAAUUGCCGCGGAGAAGUACAAUUACACAUUUAGCGACAAUGAACCCAUCUCGGCAUUUGUCACCUCGUUCUUCGAUGGAGUGCUCCUCUAUGCAAAUGCCUUGAACGAGAGCAUCCGGGAGGAUCCCACGAUGCUCACCCGUCCAAUCAACGGCACCGAUAUGGUGCGUCGCAUGUGGAACCGCAGCUUCACUGGAAUCACCGGCAACGUGACCAUCGAUGCCAACGGAGACCGGUUGUCCGCUUACUCGCUGCUGGACAUGAAUCCCACCACGGGAAGAUUUGAGAUCGUGGCCCACUUCCUGCACAACCGGCUGGAGUUCGAGGCCAACAAGGAGAUCCACUGGGCGGGGGAUCGAGAGGAGGCUCCGCCGGAUCGACCCAGUUGCGGCUACGAUGGCGCCCUGUGCCCUGAUAAUUCUCUUCCCGGUUAUGCAAUCCUGUCGAUUGUGCUGGGAACCAUGGUGGUGGUGAUGGCCGUGUGCUUCUUCUUCGGCUACCGACACUACAUCGCCGAGGCGGAGAUCAACUCGAUGAGCUGGAAGGUUUCGCUGGAGGACGUGAUGUUCCGGGAUGCGGCGGAGCGAGGACUGCGCGGCUCCUUCCAUUCGCUGGUGAAGCAGAGCUCCCAGCUGACCCUGAUGUCCGAGGACAUGGUGUCCAUCAACGGAGACCGCCAGAUCUUCAUACCCGUGGGAAUGUUUCGCAAGAGCAAGGUGGCCAUUAAGCCAGUGGAGGUGGACAAUGUGCAGGCUCUGCUCACGCGAAGUUUGAUGCUCGAGCUGAAGCGGAUGAAGGAUCUGCAGCACGACCAUUUGGUCAAGUUCUAUGGUGCCUGUCUGGACCAGAGACGCAGCUUCCUCCUGACAGAGUAUUGCCCCAAGGGUUCGCUGCAGGACAUCCUGGAGAAUGAGCAGUUCCAGCUGGACUGGAUGUUCCGACUUUCGCUGAUGCACGACAUCGUGCGUGGGAUGCAGUUCCUCCACAGCUCCGACAUCCGCUCCCACGGCAACUUGAAGUCCUCCAACUGCGUGGUCGACUCCCGGUUCGUGCUCAAGAUCACCGACUUUGGACUGCACUCCCUGCGGCGGACGAGAUUCGACCUCGAGAGCGACGGAGGCAACUGCAACAGCCACGCCUACUGGAGCAAGCUCUUGUGGACUGCCCCCGAACUGCUGAGAGUGGAGCACAACCGAGCCCCCGAGGGAACGCAGAAGGGUGAUGUCUACGCCUUUGGAAUUAUUGUGCACGAGAUAACCACUCGACAAGGUCCCUUUUACCUGGGCAGGUGUGCGUACGAAAAGUCGCCGCAAGAAAUCAUUGAGUUGGUCAAGGGAUACCAUCCGCAGAGAAUGCAGAAGCCAUUCCGACCGGAACUCGAACCCAAUGGCGACACCAAGGCGGAUAUCAAUGGAAUCAUCAGGCGCUGCUGGGCGGAAGAUCCUGCCGACCGUCCGGAUUUCAACACCCUGAAGUCCAUGAUACGCAGGUUUAAUAAGGACAACGAGACAGGCAACAUCGUGGACAACCUGCUGAAGCGCAUGGAGCUGUACGCCAACAACCUGGAGGAGCUGGUGGAGGAGCGCACGCAGGACUACCACGAGGAGAAGAAGAAGUGCGAGAAGCUGCUCUACCAGCUGCUGCCACAAAGCGUGGCAGCUCAGUUGAUCAGCGGACAACCUGUGGUGGCGGAGACCUUCGACCAGGUGACGAUCUACUUCAGCGACAUCGUGGGCUUCACUGCGAUCUCGGCGGAGAGCACGCCCAUGCAGGUGGUGCAGUUCCUGAACGACCUGUACACCUGCUUCGAUUCCAUCGUGGAGAACUUUGAUGUGUACAAGGUGGAGACGAUCGGGGACGCCUACAUGGUGGUCUCCGGUCUGCCCAUUCGCAAUGGCAACCAGCACGCAAGGGAGAUUGCCCGUUUGGCAUUGGCUUUGCUGGAGGCGGUUCACAAUUUCCGCAUCCACCAUCGACCGGAGGAUCGACUGAAAUUGAGGAUCGGCCUGCACACCGGAGCCUGUGUGGCCGGAGUGGUGGGCCUGAAGAUGCCUCGCUACUGCCUCUUUGGCGACACUGUGAACACAGCCUCCCGCAUGGAGUCCAAUGGAGAGGCACUGAAGAUCCACAUCAGUGAGACUACCAAGGCGGCGCUGGACGAGUUCGGAACCUUUGUGACCACCCGUCGGGGUUAUGUGCCUAUGAAGGGCAAGGGCGAGAUGCUCACCUACUGGCUGGAGGGCGAGGUGCCCCGUCCCGACUCCCUGAUCUCGCCCAGCAAGCUGAUGCUGACGCGACGCUCCUCGCUGAAGCAACCGCAGCGCAGCCAGUCGCACCACCUGCACAAGCAGUACUCCGAGCUGAUGGUGGCCACGCCGCCACCACCCCAGCGGCCACCACCGGCGAUCGCAUUGCCAACGCCACCACCGGCGGUCCUCCCACCAUACGGAUGCAGGGAUUCGCCCAAUCUCCGCGUGAAGCGCAAGAUCAGCUCCAGUUCGCCCAAGCUGAAUGGUGGCGGUGGCUUCGACUAUCACAAGACUGAGAACCUCUAUCUGGACGCAUCGGCGGCGGCUGGUGGCCAAAGGAACUGCGACAUCUACAGCAGCCGCAGUUUGCGGGACACGGAGGAGGCUUCGGACAGCUGGGAGCUGGCCCACUUCCGGCUGCCGCUGAGCGGAGCACUCAAGAGCCACCAUCACCUGAACAACAACAAUAGCCACGGCUAUGUCCACUCGAAUUCCAGCUCCAAUCUGAGCGGCAUCCUGCAGCCACCGCCUGCAUUGUCCGGCCAAAGGAGUCGGCUGAAGCCCUCGCCCACGAUCUCAACGCUGCUGACGAACGCCCGGAACGAGGUGAACGCCUCGCCGGGUCCGGAAACGGGCAGCAUGGGCAGUGGCCAGCUGCGGAUCAAGUUCGCCGAGGGCGACGAGGCUCCACUGCUGCCCGCGGUGGUGCAACCGCCACCUACACCGCCGAAUCCGAUUCCGGUUCCGAUUUCGAUUCCGGCUGCUGCUGCGAUGCCCCAGCUGGUGAAUGCUACCAGUCCGCAGCGGAGUGCCAGUGGCCAGAACAUUCCGGCGGACAGCAACCACUACGGCUAUCUGGUGAAGAGCUACAAGCAGCAGUGCCCACCGGUUUCGGGCAGUGCCGUCACCCAGCCGCUGCUGGCCAAGAUCAACUCGUAGUUGUAAGACGCGGGGGAGCAGGAGCAGAAGUGCACUCCCUCGACCCCGUAAACAUAUGCAUAUUAAGUGUACUUGUUUGUGAUAAUAAGUUAAACCCAAGUUGAACAAGUUAGUGGUUAGUCGACAGUCGACCGAAUCAAAUUCGAAAUUCGUACGGGAACUCUUCUAAAAUGUUUCGUAGUUUUUAAACGACCUUUUUCCCCUUAAUCAUAAGUAGCGAAUUUUACAUGUUAAAAUGGAAAACAAACCUCAAAACAAAAAACACUCGAUGUAAAUAGCAAUUUACUCCAAAACAAUUUGUUCCUUGUGCUUUGAAUAUUCACUCUCUCCAAACUCAGACAAUUAGUUUAGAGUAGUUAUUAACUAAUGAUAAGCGUAGGCCAUUUGUGAAAAUUUCUUAUAUGUAAAGUAUUAGACGAACAUGAAUAUUUAUUUUAAAAUUUGACGAAUAAAGAAAUCUAUAUAUACUAAGCAUGCA